UAUCGCGCGCUGCUCCCGCAUCUCCGUGAGAAAGGCACUGGUACCUUGAUCACUAUUGGCUCCAUGGCUGCCUGGUACCCCAUGCCUGGUUGCAACCUGUACAAUGCCUCCAAGGCAGCCUUGCGCUGGCUAGCAAUUGGAUUAGCUGGUGAGAUUUCUCAGUUUGGCAUUAACCACUGCUUGGUUGAAUUAGGCUUUUUCCGAACCGAAUUUUUAAACCCAUCUGCCAAUAUCUCUGGUACGAGCAAGAGCAGCCGCCUACCUGCAUACAGAGAACUCAACAGUACAACUGAUGCCAACUUUGCUGCAUUCCAUGGUGCUCAGCUCGGUGACCCGGUCAAGGGAGCUCAAAUCAUCUAUGAUGUGGUCACCUCUUCCGGGGCUGCAGCUGGGCGGAAGUUGCCGGAGUUGCUUCCUUUGGGAAGUGAUGCCAGCGAGGAGAUAUCGAAGUCUGCAUCCAGAACAUUGGCAUCUGUGGAGGAAUUCAAAGCCAUAAGCGCAUUGAGCGACAUUCCCAAAGCGUAA
Messenger RNA from Aspergillus glaucus CBS 516.65, 525 nucleotides. RefSeq lists its product as uncharacterized. The transcript has a single exon. The annotation marks the transcript as partial. The record is from RefSeq and is a predicted model, not a curated record. Gene Ontology annotation, molecular function: oxidoreductase activity. NCBI's taxonomy places the organism in Eukaryota, Fungi, Ascomycota, Eurotiomycetes, Eurotiales, Aspergillaceae.